AUGCACUUUGAGGAAGAGAGAAGAGAGAAUGUGGGAGGGGAGAAGUAUGUCAAGACAUUGCAGGAGCUCCAGAAAUUCAGAGAAGCAGGCAGCCCAUUCACGGACGAGUUCUCCAUGCUCUUUAACUCAGUGUAUGAGCAGCAGGCAGAGAUGUUGCAGAAGUUGCAGGCUCGUGAGAAGCUUGACAAGAAAGUUAAAUCUGCACAAGCUUGGAAAAGGGUGAUUAAUGCCAUAUUUGUGACCGCCUUCAUGUCUGCUUUGAUCUUCUCAGUCGUUGCGGUUGCAAAAGCCUUACGACCUGUUGUGCGUACUCUAGCUGCUGGUCUGGCAACUCCAAUAGGGACAGUCGGGAAAAAGGAGUUGAUAGACUAUAUGAAUGCGGGAACUUGGAUCUUGAUCAAUGACUUGGUGACGAUUCGGUUGCUUGUGAGUAAGCUGGAAACUGAGAUUGAGUCGAUCUUGCAAAAUGCCGACUUCGCUCUUGGAGAAGAACAGGAAGAAGCCGUUAAGCUUGGAAUGUUGGAGAUCAAGAAAAGGGCGGAUGUUUUCAUGAAAACUAUGGAGGAUCUCAGCACACAAGCUGAUAAGAGUAACCGUGAGAUACAGAUGGCGAGGACACUGAUAUUACUGAGGAUAAUGGGACAAUCCGGUCGUUAG
Eucalyptus grandis is the source of this 657-nucleotide messenger RNA. Its product is annotated as UPF0496 protein 1-like. The record is from RefSeq and is a predicted model, not a curated record. Lineage: Eukaryota; Viridiplantae; Streptophyta; Magnoliopsida; Myrtales; Myrtaceae. The coding region runs from base 1 to 657 and encodes 218 amino acids. The transcript is spliced from 2 exons.